Molecule: messenger RNA, 312 nt
Organism: Caenorhabditis elegans
Lineage: Eukaryota; Metazoa; Nematoda; Chromadorea; Rhabditida; Rhabditidae
Gene: K09F5.4
Exons: 1
Coding region: 1-312 (103 amino acids)
Source: RefSeq, marked reviewed
AUGAGAGCGGAAUGCAGGAGAACAAAAAUGGAAAAGGAGGGGGCACACAACACAAUAAUAAAUUCUGAAAUGAGAUCGACAGAAAAGAGCGAGAAGCGUCCACCGCCUUUCGGAAUGAAUAUGUUUUUCUUUAGCAUCCCCCUCAAAGCUAUGUUUCUUUUUUUUGCGUGCAUGAUACCAACUGGACAUCAAGGGUGGACACACGCACAAUAUUUGAUGUCCGAGAGCCACCCAAAUAGGGACGCCUGCAGUUACAUAAUGUGCGGGAGUGGUGGCCGCCAUCUUAUGCUUAUUCUCGUCCAGGAGAAAUAA